Bombus pyrosoma is the source of this 1788-nucleotide messenger RNA. It is a transcript of the gene CCDC151, whose product is annotated as outer dynein arm-docking complex subunit 3. Bases 3 to 1643 code for a protein of 546 amino acids. Lineage: Eukaryota; Metazoa; Arthropoda; Insecta; Hymenoptera; Apidae. The record is from RefSeq and is a predicted model, not a curated record. Gene Ontology annotation, biological process: outer dynein arm assembly; cilium movement. Gene Ontology annotation, cellular component: cilium. The transcript is spliced from 10 exons.
UCAUGUCUGACCCGUUAGCGCCCACUAUAGAAGACAAACUAAACGAUUUGAAUAAAAAAAUCACCGAGAUCAAGAAAAAGAUCCAACUAUCAGAGGGACAAAGAAAAGCGACUUUCGAAGAAUACGAAGCUAAGAAGCACGAGUACGGGGAGAAAAUCGCAACUCUCAAGCAAAGCGUUAAAGAACUCUACGUGGAAUAUGCAAACAUACGGAACAACGAGGGGAAAUCAGAGGGCAAAGUUCACGUAAGUCGCAAAUCUUUGGCUUGUGAGAAAAAACGCAAUUUAGAUGAGACAAUUACUAAAAUGCAAGAGGACAAUGUACGCUUAAGAAAGAAGCACGAUCUAAUUAAGUACGAACGUAAGAAGCGACAGCGGAGACUGCACUCGUUGCUGGAUGAAUAUAGUAAAUUAACGAGCAAUAAGAUGCAGAAGAUAUUUAAGGAGAAGAUAGAGAAUCCGUUGCGAAACAAAAUUGUUAAACUGGAAGUACGUUUGGAGCGUAUCAGGAUGAUGCAAAUCAAAGCGAACAUAGCACGAAUGAAAUAUCGGUCGAUGUGCUCCGAUCUAAAACAGAGAUCUGUGCUUUAUGCAUCUUCUUUGAAAAGUCUGGAAGAUGAAAUAAAGGAGCAAGAGAACGAAAUGAAACGUCUGGAGAAAGCGAAAGAAGAAGCUAUUACGUUAAAGGAUAAUAUGCAGGAAACAUUGAUAAAAGAAGAAAUCGAGGUUACAAAUUGUAGCAAAGAGCGUCAUGCUGUCCUUGAAGAAUACAGGGAACGCGUGUUAGAGCGAAAAACGGAACUCGAGCGUUUGGAAAAGAUGAUAUUCCAUUCGCGUCCGCGAGAUGAUUUUGACACACGCGGAGAAAGCCAUGUACAGCAUGCGGAGGACAUUACCAAGGACGAGGUGACACGACUCGAAGAGACGUUCGCCAAGCUUCGCAGUGCCACCGGAGUGUCCAGAUCCGAAGACGUUGUGAACCGGUUUCUGGGUCAGCGAGCGACUAAGGAUAAUCUGCAGAAAAUGCGGCUGGCCACGGAGCAAGAGAAAAUGGCCUUAGAAAAGCAGAGACUGCAGCUUGUCGACGAAAUGGAAAUGAGAAAGUUCUCUGAAACGAAGGACGCGGAACAAAAUGCGGAAGAAACGGAGAAACUGAAUCGUCGCAUCGACCAACAGCGAUCGCGCCGAUUAAAAGCAGACGCGAGAAGGCAGAAGGUGGAAGAUCUGUUGCAAGGAAUUACCAUGACAUUGUGGAACGUGUGCAACAAAUUUCGAGAUAUAAUCGAUAGGUUGCCUAAAGAAUCAAGCGAAAUUCAACACCCUUUGCAGCUCCUAGAUCUAAUAAAUGAGAAGCUAACUAACACCAUUGAAACUUUAGGUGGACAAGACAAGUAUUUGCAAGUAUUGCAGGAAAUAUCGAUUGACAAGUUGGAAACAGUAUCGAUUACGACUAACUCAGUGGAGGGAAAAGCAGCACGUAUAGAUGGAGGGCCACUUUUCCCACGAUUUCCAUCCGCAAUGACACCGGCGACGUUGCUUUCUGAAGACGAAGAGGAUAUACCAACUAGAAACACUCUCAAGAAACAGGCACAGCAACUGGUUGAUAUUAAAAGUCGUCGAAAAGCAUUUACUUUCAGAAAAUGAACUUUCUUAUGUAUAUUAGUAUGUUCGCGUCUAAUUUUAUGCCAUACAACUUUAAUUAACUACAAUUAUCCUAUCUCCAUAUAUACUCGCUCAAUUUUACUUUCUACGUACCAAUAUUUCCUUGUUCUUCCCUAUAUUUGUUCAU